Messenger RNA from Humulus lupulus (European hop), 726 nucleotides. RefSeq lists its product as uncharacterized. The transcript is spliced from 2 exons. The coding region runs from base 1 to 726 and encodes 241 amino acids. The record is from RefSeq and is a predicted model, not a curated record. NCBI's taxonomy places the organism in Eukaryota, Viridiplantae, Streptophyta, Magnoliopsida, Rosales, Cannabaceae.
AUGGCCAAUGCCACAUGCGAGAUCACAUGGCUUCUCUCCUUGCUGAAGGACUCUGACAUUCAGCACUCUCAUCCCGCCAUUCUCUAUUGUGACAACACGACUGCUAUACACAUCUCGGAAAACCCGGUGUUUCAUGAGAGGAAGAAGCAUAUCGAGAUCGAUUGUCACCUUAUUCGUGAAAGAGUCCAAGAUGGCUCCACCAAGCUUAUUCAUGUCCCCUCAAAACACAACCUUGCUGAUGUUCUCACAAAGCCCCUGUUUCUGAAUCAGUUCCAUGAGUUAAUCUCCAAGAUGAAUACAUUUGAAAGUGUGCCAAAUUCACCUCCUCCACAAGGAGUAGUGGAGGACAAGCCACAAGUGGAAUUGGAAGAGGAAGAGGUGGAUGCUGAAACCUUGCGAACAACUUUGAUAGUGUUGCAGGAGGAGUUAGCUACUCUGAAAGCUAACAAGGAGAAUGUGGUUGAAACUAUGGUGCUGCAGCAAAUGGAGAGCCGAGAACUGAAUGAGCGGAAGGCUGACAUGGAUCGUCGACAGAGAGAUGCCACGACAGCUUUAGAGGCAUCCAUUCAGUUGGCUCGAGGACAACCCGCACCAACCUCUCAACCAAAUCAGCCACCAAACUCUCACCCUCAUCAAAAUUUGCAGUCAUAUCAUCCCCAAUAUCAUCACAAUCCACCACACCCAAGGAGUCCGCAAAGACUAGAACAACCUCUCGCUGCUCAAUAA